AUGGUACUCGCGUUAAUUGGCCCUCAUCCCGAAAGCGCUACCCCGCAUUUGCAUCCCUACAUAUCGGAGUUUCGAUACGAUCCCCGAUACCAUCCAUCGAGAAAUCCCGACUGCGCGUUGCGAUCGCUUCGGCAUGAGUUUUACAACGAACGACUUGGACAUGAAGAUCGUCGACAUUUCUCGUUCGAAGGACCGCUCGUCGAUCAAGAUCAUCCGUGGAUCGAGAUCAGAGCUGUCUUGACGAAUACGCGGGAAGAAUUCGUAUUGGUGGAUCAUAUAUUGGAUCCGGUACAAUUGCACAAAAUCCGAUUGCGUAAUCCAUACGUCAUAAAAGUUCGCCAAGAACCUCUCCUGCAUCUAUAUGGACUGAGAUUACAAGGCGUUGUCAAUGCGGGGGCGAGAGAAGAAGUCAUUAAUAAUCAUCGAGCAAACUUCACUGGAUGUAACGAUGGUUUAGGGAACCCAACUUGCGGUCAAAUGUUAGUUGAUGGAGAGCCAAUACUAUUUAGUCAGGCAAGUUAUGUCCCUGCAGUAAGAGCCGCGCGCAACAAGACGACGGAUCGCUUUCAGGGUUUCUGCUGUUCUUGCGAGGACGCGCAGCGUGCCGAAAGUUUCCGCUCGGUCGCCGCCAAGUCAAACUAUUACCAGCGGGACGAUGGCACAAACAGAGCUCGCAACAGGUCCGUGUCGAGCGCGAAUUUAUUUGACAAUUCGGAGGCACAGCGCCAGGUCGAAGUGAACGGGAAGGAGGGACACAACCGCCAAGUCGAGAACGGCGAUGCGCGAGGACGAGUAACGAGCCGCAAUACUUCCGCCGUUAAUGGCCCACUUGGCGAGCAAGCGUCUCCUUUUCGGAAACAACAACAAGAAAAAGAACAGCUUAAAAACAAUUCGGUCCGACAGCGCAUUCGACUACUCGAGGGAUUUCCCAGGACGGGGAGAGCGAAUCACACGACAAGCUUGCAGUCCGUAUUGGAGAACGUAUUCUCCGAUCCAUCACCGAAGGGGAAGAUCGAAGCCUACAUCGAUGCCGUGUAUGAGCAAGCCAUGAAGCAAAGAGCCAUGGAGCAAGCUGUAAAACACGAAAGCGACAAAAGAAGCAAGGAUUUAUUGGACGAGAACGAUUUAUCGACUGGAAAUGUCGGCGAUUCGGACGAUAGAUUUCGAAAAUCGGAUCGACGGAUCCUGGACCGGCGAAUUAGCGACGGACGGCCUUCGAUCAAUGGACCAAUUACGGAUAAUCUUCAAGACACAACUACAAAAUUCACGAAUAUAGACGAUUAUGAUUCGAGAGCACUGAAAUCUCGGAAAGCCAGUCCGCAAUCCGCCGAUCGUCGGAGCGACGAUCGAUUUUUCACUCGGGGAUCAGUCGCGGAUGAUCCUCGAAAUCCAACGACGAAACUAACGAAGUUAGAAAGUGAACAGGGUUUUACGAAAAUUGGCGGCAAAGAGGAUAAUCGGGAGUUUCUCGAGUUCGAGAAGCGCGAUAGGUCGGCGAAUUUUUCAGAAAGUGGAAAUCGCGAGGAAAUGGCGAGGGGUCGAUCUCGCGGCGUUCAGCCAGAAAAUACCUUCGAUUACACACCGACGACCCUGGCAAUACACCCGCGAAUUCCGGAAGUGAGUCACCUUUCGAGUCGAACGGAGAAAAAUACGUUCCUCAACGACACGUUGCACGAUAACGGAGCUUUUUCAACGACCAUUGAAUUUUUAACUCGGCCCGGGAUUCCGUUCGGAAACAAUACCGACGAGGAUAUUAAUUGUGCUAUCGCGUCGUCGACGGCAAGAUCGAAUAGCUUCGAAGAGAACGCGUUCGCGCUAUUAUCGCGAAUUAUGGCGUCGACGGGAGACGAAGAGAGACAAUACGGAUUUAGGGCGUUGAAGAACAUCACGGAUAACGUUAACGCGUUGAGAAACGCUUCGGCCGUGAGGAAGAACUUAAGUGCAGCCGCGAUUCAAAGAGAUAAUACGAACGGCGAGGAGGGAAAAACGGAAAAUGCUAAUGUAUCGACGCGAAUCUCGGCCGUUCCUGCUUUUACAAGAUUACGAAAUCUCUCCUCUCCCGUCGGAAUCCCGCGGCUGGAAGAAUUAUCCGCGCCCGCCGCUCGUUCCGAAGAUAAAUCAUUGACGAAAAUCCUGGAGUCAAAAACUCGCGGUUCGUUACCGGCGGGCGAGAUACAGGGAUUUCCCGGCGACCUCGGGGAUUUGUACAAGGGCCGAGAAUCGCGCGGAAUGCAUAACUCGGCCGGGCGAGCGCCGAAAGACGUGAACUUGAAAAACAGUUACAAAUUCUGGAAGCCCCGGCGGAAGUUGCGCAAGUCGAAGGGCGCCGCCAAGUUUCGCGGAGACAAGGGCCUCGCGGGGGAGCUGAAACGCUUCGGGAAGCCGAGCCGCGGAUCGACGCGGAAGCGCGCGUUGUCGGACUUUGAACGCGACAGUUUCCGAAACGAAUUUUCGAAGGGCGAGAGACGUUUUCGUAGACAUCUCCGAGCCGGAAAGGGAGUUUUUAGUAUCGCGAAUGCUCGGGGCGACGGUUUGACAGGUGAAGGUUCGUCGGGCGAAACGCAAGCUUUUGUACAUUACUAUACUCGACCUGAGACAGCUAGCUCUAAGCGAAAUAUAUCGAAUACUGGUAACGAAGGUCCGAAGAAACGAGUGAUUUCGGAAUCGGGUCAUUCUCGCUGGAAAGUCCAGCCCGAAGAGAACGAUAAUCCGUUCCACUUCAACAAUAAAGACGGCAAGAAGAACAGCGUCGAUAAGCGGAUCGAGGACAAGUUUGUGCGAAUAAGCAACGUCCUGAAGGAAGACUCUACCGAGACGGGAAUUAUUCGAGAAACUCCGGAGAAUUUCGAAGUAGUUACACGGAGCGAAGUCGCAAAAGCCGAUAUCCCUAAAAUUCCAGCUGGAUCGGGGGACAAUUUGUUUUCGCGAGAAAACGGCAAAUCGGACGAGCUGUUUGCGAUUCAUGACGAUGAAAUAACGCAUGAGCGGCCUGCAGAAUUAAAUGACACACGCCGGCGAUUGACCGCGAGUGAAAACUCUAUCGCGACUACGGGAUCUACAAUGACGAGCGAUGAAGCCGCCACGCUUACGUCGCUGGCUACGCGAAAAGAUUCGUCCGGGCAUCCAUCCGUUUUUUCCAAACCUGUCAUCGAUCCUUUUCUGUCGUCGUCGAUUAUGAGAAAGCAGGAUUACAAUAUUACAAAGAAAAUUGAUUUGAAUGGUUCAAAAAAUCCGAUUUGUGCGACCGAGUUCGCAAUGGAGCAGACGGAUAUCCCGCGCGGCGAAAAUGUCAGUGGCUAUGUCGAGGUGACUGAUAGUCCGCUUAGAACGUUAUCUAGCGAUUCGGCGAGUUCUAAGGAAGUGACUGAAACGCUGAACAAUCGAAGCGACGAUGAACGAGAUAAACUGGAAAACACGAGAUUCCUCGAACUUAAUAACGGCCCUUCGCGGAUUAUCGCUGGCAAUUUCGUGAAGCCCGAAGGCCCGCCGAUCGACUCGGGGCUCCCAUCACGCGGCAGUACUUGGAUUAUCGAACCUAAGGAAAUUUCGUUGAGCAACGAGGAAGAGGCGGACUCUCGUUACACUGAAGAUCCACCUUUGGAAAAUUCGGCGAGUUCUCUGGAGAGGUCCCGGGAAAAGGAGGAAAUUGCCGAGCUGGUGGAUCGAAUCGCGAGACAAUACGCGGCAUUCACGCCCAUCAUGCCGGGCAUGCCGACUUUCGACGAGAUCACGGAAGCGGAAACCUUGCCGCCUGAAGAAGAGACGACCGUCACUCGGUUCACGACAACCUUGGCGACCGCCACCAGGAUCACGGACGUAGCUUUCCGUCCUUCGAUACGUCCGCUGGCGACACCAUCGCUCCCGGGAGAGAUGCACGAUGAGGUCUCUCUGGACGAGACUACUUUCGUGGACGAGACGGAAGCAACGACGACCACUCGCGAAAAGACUGCCUCUAAACCGAGAUUCCGACCUGGAAGACCUGACGCAAACACCUCGGCGAGGGCAAAAGUACGAAAAGUAUCGAGCAGAACUGGGAAGCACGAAACACAAAAAGUUACCAAUCGUGUAACGAGUAUGAAAAUGACGAAUGCGAAAGGGGAAGCUGAAGAGCACCCUUGGUAUCGCACUACGGAAAUGCAGCAGUUAAUUGCAGCGAACCGAUCUCAAUCUGCCCGGAGGACUGAGGGAAAAGGGAGGAAGCACCGCUACGAGCCGGAGGCAGAUUAUUUUCAGAACACUUCCUCGGCACGAACUUCAUCAACGACAGUUCCUUCCGGUGUCGCGCAGACGAGAGGCAAGAGAUCGGACCUUAUCCGCGCGGCAGGCAAUCGCGACUCCUCGGUCUUCUACGUCUACGCGAGCGAGGAUGAAGAGACUCGGCCAAGUGGAAGAGCGGGUUUGAAUAAAAACGAAAAGUCCCCGAAUACAACGGAGUCGACUGAAUUACGUUCUACAAUUGAAAAAAGAUUAGUCGGCGAAUUGGAUUAUCCUGCGAGCCGGGGAUCCUCUCGACACAGUUGCGAAAGUCGAGAUCAGGCACAAAAGCUCGAUGCCGCUCUUCGAGAUAUUGCAGCGCGUAACGUCGGGCUUCGUGCCGUUAAAGAUAAUCUCGAUUUGGACGCGCGAAGGAAAGACGUCCAAGAUAGUCUGAAGAACUUGACUCGUUUGAGGCUGCGCCAGGUGAAGGAUGGUGCGGAUCGUCAAUUCGACAAGGACAUUUCAUCGCGGAAUCGCGAAGCUACGUCGGCGUCGCUCGGUGCUUCAGGCCCGACAAAAAUUCCGUCGUCACGGACGGACCUUUCCGGAUCGGUGCGCGCGAGAUCGGAAACAGAUCGGAGAUCGGAGAAACCGGCGUUCGACGAGCGGACGGCGGCCGAGAUCGGCAGGAUCGCGGUGGCGCGAAAAAUCGCGGCGAGCGCGGAACCGCGGGAGAAAUGGUCCGCGGGCGGGAUAUUACGGGCUUGCGCAAGAAGUCCCGGGAGCCGGGACAAAAGUCGCGAGACGGAUACUGUCAUUUGCAGCGUGAAAUUGAUGAUACCGGACGAUAAGGGCGAAACGCGCGAGCUCGGCGUCGCGGCUAAAAGUGCCGAUAAAAAGAUCCCGCUUCUCGCCGCGCGACAGCGGGGACGCGAGGACGCGAGGAAGAUUAAUGAAAAUCCCGCGGAUUGUCGCGUUUCCGCCGGGAGGCAAUACCUUCGACGUCCACGAGGCAAAGUGUACGACACCGUCCGCAAGAUAAUCAAUAAGAUCAAGGGGAAGUUAUCAUCGGUAUCGAACGAGGCGGACACCGAGCGGGAUCUCGCGGCAAGCGAGAAACGCGCCGAUCGGUCGCCGCCGGAUUGGCAUCAACCCGGCAGACGACUGUUGUCGAGCGGAGAAUCCGACUACCUAGAGAGUAUUGACGACGAGUAUUACGCGAACGAUGAAAGCGAGGCGGGCCGGGAGAAUGACUCGAGCGAUAAUGAAGCCAUCGGCAAGAGGGAUGAUCUAUCGUACCUCGAGAAUCGGUCUGGCGUCCGCGAGAAUCGAAAUUCGCGGAAAUUGGUGGCCGCGAUGGAUCGACUGAUAGGCAGGAGUGCCGAUGUUGCACGAGCUAUGCCGGAGGAAAGAACAGCUGCUGUCUGCGAUGCAGCGAUGUUCCCCGACGACACGCAAGCGAGUAGCGAAGAGGCAGUCUCGAGGCCAUUGUUUAUUACCAUUAAUUACGGUGGCAAUUACAGGAACAUCGAGAAGAAAGUUAAGAAUAAAAGUACAGACUUUCAAGAUACCGAAGUUUCUCGCGAAUCGACUGAUCUUACGAGUUUCAAUGACGAUAAGAUGUUAGAAGUUCCUCUCGAAGCAGAAGAAAAAUCUAUUGUUCGUAGCAUUGUCGAUAAUAAAGCCUCUGUACGGGAAAAAGAGUUUGAUAAUUCUGAAAAUAUUUUAAGAAAUUCACGAGGCAAAGAGAUUAACGAGGAACCAUUUUCCUUUCGCGAGAAAAUCAACGAAAAUAAUUUAUCCAACGGGAUAAGAGAGGAAUCGCCUUACGACACCCAGUCGACAUUUAAUACGAGAGAAACUGUAAGCUCACUUGCUACGAAUAAUCAAAAUCUAUCGAGUGCUGGACGAUUACGAUCGAACAUCGACCUAUCACGAAGCUCGGCAACGUCUAAAAACGAAGGAAACAUCAAAAUUUCGCUAAUUGGGAGGAUUCAGGUGCACAGUGGUUUCAAUCAGACGCCAAUGCUAAUAAGCUUUGAUGCCGUUCCCGACGAGUCUUCAGCAACGCGGUCUUCGGUUUCCGCAUUGUCGAACACUGUCAGGGCGAUUGAAACUACCACCAUUAAUCUCCCUCUGAAUGAUUCAAAUGUGGAAUCUACGUUGGAUCUCUUGUCCAUGGGCGAACGUGGAAAUGACGAAGCGGGUAAUUCACUGAAAGCGAGAUUGGACGAGAGUCGGGAAGCCGAAAAGACGAACGCGGGCGAAGUCAGGAUAAAGUCUGGCGAGAUGCUCUUCGAUCUGACGCGAGGAAGCGGGGAGGGACGAAAGAUGGGGAAAAAAAAUCGCGCCCGAGUCAAGAAACGAUUGGACAAAUAUAACGCAAACUCGAGAUCGGCCAAGCAGGUUUUUCUAACGGAUCGCUCGGUCGAACCCGAUGGCAAAGCGGACGGGACGAGCGUCGGAAGGGCGAUUUCCGAGCGAGCCGGCGGAACGAUUGGCAAACUGGAUUCCCGGUCAUCCGCGAAUCCGGUGUAUUUUCCAGACAUUUUCGGAUCCGUCCUGGUCAACAACGCUAGUCUAAAAGACCAUCAGGACGUGUCUAAAGAACCCCGGCGUCGGAUCGACGUCCCCGCGACCGAAACAAACCGAUCCAAUUCGAUCGGGAGAGAGAUUGACCCAGCAAACACGACUACUCUUCGCGUUGCGCCGUUGGUGCAUGUCAGUAUCGAGAAACCGAGCGACGAUCCUGCGAACUACGGGGGAACCAGGACGUGCUGCUCGCGCGAGGACCCGCGGAACGCUACUUCCGGCGGUUGUUACAGAAUGCCCGCGACCGUUCGGGAACUCGAAAUUACGGAGACGACCUCGCGCGAGUUGCAAACCUGGAGCAAUUAUCGGAAUGGCGAUCCUACCGAAACUUUUCCACCUGGAGUCUACGAAACGACUGUAAACGACCGGAAUGCGGUAACCAUGAGGUCCUCACCGUCGUCGACGCGAUUGCAGAACGGCGUUCUAGAGACCGCGACAUUAUCUAGUAAGUGCAACGACGAUUCGAUUAAUGCGAUUCGCGUGAGAAACAUGAUGGCCAUCGUGCGAUUCAUGAUGAAGCUAUUGAGAGUCAUCGCGGAGGACGGGGAGCCUCCAGGUCCUAGGACGCAGGUCGGCGAGACGGUGAUCCACGUGAAGAACGUGGUUAUUAACGCGUCGAGUCACGUGGAGCGGCAGAAAGAUACUACCGAUGGGAUGAUAAAAUCAGGAGGGACCAGGCAGGAUCUUACGACCGCUGAGUGGCGAUCGACGGAAAGGACGCGCGAGGGAUCGUCGCCUUUGGGCGACGGCACUUUUGAGCCCUUUACCGUAGCACCUUCUCAUCCGGCAGCGUCCACCUCUCCCGAUCAAGUGUCCAAGGACGAAGGGCUAUCCACGCUCUUUGAAACUUCCGCGGGAAAGGAGGUGUACGCCACCACUUUAUCGAGCAGGACUUCUUUCGCGACGCCCAAGUCCUUCCUAUUUUACGAGCCUGCACAAAAGUCGCCUCGCAAAGAUGCCUCUCGGAAAAAUACCACCGUGGAGCUAACGGGUGUAAGACAAAAUUCGAACGGUCCCUUUAAAGGUUCAAAGGACGAGCCGGGGGGAAAGAAAUCUCGAUUGGACGGCAGCCAAACGAAUCGUUCGUCUUCGUGGCUGCGGGACCGAGAUCGUAGCUCCGUCGAUCGACUUCACUUCGGUAAACAAGGGAUUGCCACGACGACAAAUCCCGAGGAUGAAAUCGGAUCUUCGCGAGAGAAAUAUUUGGCACGGGGUAAAAACGCUGCGUUCCGGCGGUCCGGACCGACGGGUGUCGCUAACGACAAUGUCAGGUCGAUACUUGCGCGCGGUAUCGGCGUCUCGCGAAAUGCUUUAUUAGAAAGAAUCGGUGCCGCGGGAGAGAACAGGCCCGGGCGUUCCAAGUCGAAGAGGGCCGGGAGGGCGGGGGUAUCGGAUCGGCGUGCCGAAACGAGAACGAAAUUGCUUAACCGUUCCACGAGAGCAGGUCCUCCGGGAGAUUGGAUUGGGGAACAUCGGGCGGCCACGCGGCGACUGGCGAUCGAUAAGGAACUGCGGGAAUCGCGCGAAGCACCGGGCGGAACUGCAACGCCGGGAAAAGUCGUAUUUCGGCGCGUCCGCGGCAAGAUUAACCGCCCCUCUGACCCAAAUCUCGUUAGCGGUAGAAGUGAUUCGUUUAAGAUCGAAGGGAACGUCGCCGGAAAUGGUCCUCUGGCAAAACUUUCGACCGAUGAUGCUUUAUCCGCCGUCGACGGGGAGUUAAGCUCGUUAGAGAGAGAAGAUACCUCCUCGGCGAACGCAAUACGAUAUUCAACUUCUUCAUUAAUGAACGACAACGCGGGCACUUCUAAAAUCGGCAGAGAAACCGUGGACGAGCGUACAAGAUCCCAUAAGCUCGCAUUGUCUCGUAGCGUUCCGUACAAGAAACGAGAUGUCAGCGAGCGUCGCGAUUUCCGGAAAGGUAAUCGCGUACUUGGGAAACGGCAGAAAGCCUCGAGCCCGAUGAGGAGGGAGACAAAGCAGCGGCGGAAGAAGAAGAGGAAAAAGGGCAGUCGGCGGACGAAAGAUAUUUCGGCGACUGAAAGCCCGCAGCGUUUCAAGAGACACUUAUUAAUGACGUCUCUCGAGCCGGAGUAUGACGUCGAUGAUGCCGCGAGAUUUUCGAGACGCCACGACGCCGCGGAGAGAAAAAACGCCGAGAGAUUUCGGAAGCCUGCGAGAGGCGACGCGAGUCGGCGGCGCAAACGCGACGGAAGUCGGACGGUCGAUGGACCGGAAGCCGAUCCCGGCACGGCGCAAAUCCGCGGCGGUCAAGACUGCACGGAUCGUCGACACCCGCCGAAUAUCGAUGCGGCCAAAUAUCUCGAGUCCGCACAUUGUUUGCGCUUUAGUGAUUUAUGGUAUUCCGUGUAUCAGUUGGAGGAUCCUAUCGUCGAGCACGUAGUGUAUCUUCAGGUUUACGAAAAACGCGCUUUAGCGAACGGAUCGACUUACUGGGAGGAUCUCACCAGAGAUUCCGUAGUCAGGUCGUUUAUGCCAUCAGAUUGGGCACGUUCAACAGGCACCAUAGAGGCAGCCAAGAUACGAUCGCUUUCGCUUACAAGGAAGUGAAAAUGCCGGGACGGGAGGAGGGCGAGAUUCCUAAUUUGGAUGUCGUUCAUGAUCGUCUUUUGGUACCGUCGUCGGUGACAUCAAAAGGCUCUGAAUAUCCUGCCGAAGGUAUUGAACCCGGAA
Molecule: messenger RNA, 9480 nt
Organism: Vollenhovia emeryi
Lineage: Eukaryota; Metazoa; Arthropoda; Insecta; Hymenoptera; Formicidae
Exons: 8
Coding region: 1-9357 (3118 amino acids)
Source: RefSeq, a predicted model, not a curated record